GGAUUGAAGAAACACAAACUGGUGAAUCCCUCCAAGACUCUCCAGGACAACAUCUGCUCUUGUCAUGAUGAGGUGAUGAAGAUCUUCUGUCGUACUGAUCAGCAGUGUAUCUGUUUUCUUUGCACUAUGGAUGAACAUAAAGGCCAUGAAACAGUCCCAGCUGCAGCAGAAAGGGCUGAGAAGCAGAAGGAGCUCCAGGGGAGUCGACAACAAAUCCAUCAGAGAAUCCAGGACCAAGAGGAAGAUGUGAAGCUGCUUCAACAGGAGGUGGAGGCCAUCAAUCACUCUGCUGAUAAAACAGUGGAGGACAGUGAGAAGAUCUUCACUGAGCUGAUCCGUCUCCUCCAGGAAAGAAGCUCUGAGGUGAAGCAGCAGAUCAGAUCCCAGCAGGAAACUGAAGUGAGUCGAGUCAAAGAUGUUGAGGAGAAGCUGGAGCAGGAGAUCACUGAGCUGAAGAGGAAAGAUGCUGAGCUGGAGCAGCUCUCACACACAGAGGAUCACAACCAGUUUCUCCUCAACUACCCCUCACUGCCAGCACUCAGGGAGUCGACACACUCAUCCAGCAUCAACAUCCGUCCUCUGAGACACUUUGAGGACGUGACAGCAGCUGUGUCAGAGCUCAGAGAGAAACUACAGGACGUCCUGAGAGACUCAUGGACAAACAUCUCACUGAAAAUCACUGAGGUGGAUGUUCUACUGUCAGAACCAGAACCAAACACCAGAGCUGAUUUCUUAAAGUAUUCAUGUAAAAUCACUCUGGAUCCAAACACGGCACAAAUGCGAGUGUUACUGUCAGAGGGGAAAAGCAAGGUGACAUGGAUGGAUCAACUUCAGUCUUAUUCCAGUCAUCCAGACAGAUUCACUGAUUAUUGGCAGGUUCUGAGUAGAGAGAGUCUGACUGGACGGUGUUACUGGGAGGUGGAGUGGAGAGGGUUACAGGUUCUUAUAGCAGUUAUAUACAAGGAUAUCAGCAGAGGAGGGGAUGAAUCUUCAUUUGGUAGUAAUGAGAAAUCCUGGGCAUUAGAAUGUUGCAAAUAUGGUUAUGAAUUUGGUCACAACAGCCUCUGGACCUCCAUCCGAGUUCCGAGGUCCUCCAGAGUUGGAGUGUACCUGGACUACAGAGCAGGUGUUCUGUCCUUCUACAGAGUCUCUAAAACCAUGACUCUGAUUCACAGAGUCCAGAACAGAUUCACUCAGCCGCUGCACGCUGGGGUUUAUGUAUCAUUGGAGUCUACUGUUAAAUUCUUUAAACCCAAAUAGAGAGAAUCCAAUUCAUCCUCCUGCAGAUUUAGUUCUGAUUAUUGUUGUUUUAUGUCUAAACUGUUCAGAAAUCAUUAGUCUGCAAUAAUUGUUUUUCUUCAAUUAUGAUAUUCUAGUUUUGUUGAAUUUGUUCAUUUUUCAACAUUCAUCUCUAAAACAUUUGAUCUGCAUAAUAAUAUCUGCUGUCUUAUCUCCUUGUUGCUUUUAGCUGCAUAGACUGUGAAUUUGGUUAUGACAAAUGAUUCCUCAUGUUGAAAAAGUGACACUGGUGCUUCAACCACAUUCUUGUUUGAACACGUUUUGUUGAAUCCUGACACAAACGACACAUAUUGUCUCAUUGUGGAUCUAAGCUGAUUUCAUGUCAGUGAUUUUCAGGUGAAACUUCAGAAUAAAGCUUUCAUUAUGCCU
Molecule: messenger RNA, 1668 nt
Organism: Poecilia latipinna (sailfin molly)
Lineage: Eukaryota; Metazoa; Chordata; Actinopteri; Cyprinodontiformes; Poeciliidae
Product: tripartite motif-containing protein 16-like
Exons: 1
Coding region: 76-1260 (394 amino acids)
Molecular function (GO): zinc ion binding; protein binding
Source: RefSeq, a predicted model, not a curated record